This is a messenger RNA of Achroia grisella, 2999 nucleotides long. RefSeq names its product protein EFR3 homolog cmp44E (gene stmA). Gene Ontology annotation, biological process: protein localization to plasma membrane. Gene Ontology annotation, cellular component: plasma membrane. The transcript has 20 exons. The record is from RefSeq and is a predicted model, not a curated record. NCBI's taxonomy places the organism in Eukaryota, Metazoa, Arthropoda, Insecta, Lepidoptera, Pyralidae. The coding region runs from base 188 to 2734 and encodes 848 amino acids.
AAACAUAUUUUUGGACUCAUUAAUUACAGUGACAAUAAUUAAUUAGUAAUCAGAGUAUCGAAAGGUUUUAAUGAAUUUCUAAAUAUAAAUAGCGUUGAUUAUUUUUUGUGAUCAGUAUUCUCCUGUUAAAUAUUUUUAUUAUAUUUAUUUAGUUAUCUAAUUAAACUAACUUUUAAAGGUUUCAAUUAUGUCUUUUGUAAAAUGCUGUUUCGAGGCUGGAGAAGGACAUGAUUUUUUGGAUUCCUUCGUUCAAAAAUGUACAGAUCCUGGAUGUUGCUGUGGCUGUUGUUCAGCUCUGCGGCCGCGAUACAAGCGGCUUGUGGAUAACAUAUUCCCCGCGUCACCACAAGAUGGCCUCGUCAAGUCCAAUAUGGAGAAGCUCACGUUCUACUCGCUCUCUAGUCCGGAGAAACUCGACAGGAUUGGAGAAUAUCUGUUCCAGAAAGCCUCCAGAGAUAUAUACAGGCGGAGACAUGGGUUCGUGAUAAUAGCCAUGGAAGCGAUGGACCAGCUGAUGCUGGCGUGUCACGCGCAAUCCCUGAACCUGUUCGUGGAGUCGUUCCUCAAGAUGGUGCAGAAACUCCUCGAGUCCACCGACCCUCAGCUGCAGAUACUGGCCACGCAGAGCUUCGUUCGUUUCGCGAACAUCGAGGAGGACACGCCGUCGUACCACCGGCGGUACGACUUCUUCGUGUCCAAGUUUUCGGCGAUGUGCCACAGCAACCACGGGGACGCCUCCGCCAGGGACAAGAUACGGCUCGCGGGCAUACAAGGGCUGCAGGGUGUGAUAAGGAAGACUGUCUCCGAUGACCUGGUGGAGAAUAUUUGGGACACGCAACAUAUGGACAAGAUUGUACCCUCUCUGCUAUAUAAUAUGCAGACGGCGGAGAAGUACGAGACGGUUUCGAUCCUGGAGACGGAGACGCGCGACGGAGCGGAGGAGGAGCCGGCGCGGCUCGCGGAGGCCUGUCUCAGGGAACUCAUCGGACGCGCCUCCUUCGGACACAUCCGCAGCGUGCUGCGGCCCGUGCUCACCCAUUUCGACCGACACGAAUUGUGGGUGCCGAACGACUUUGCAGUACACACUUUCAAGAUCAUUAUGUUCUCAAUUCAGGCGCAGUACUCGUACAGCGUGGUGGAGGCGCUGAUGCAGCACCUGGACGCGGCCGGGGCGCCCGCCGCAGACGCACGCGCCCGCACCAGGGUACGGGCCGCGCGCGCAGCAGUGCUCAGCAACAUCGUCGCCAUCGCGGCCGGCGACAGCGUCGGUCCGUCUGUGUUGGAGAUUAUCAACAACCUACUAACAAAUCUACGGACGUCAGUUGCCAGAGAUUCAGAGAAAGAAACUGAUGAGAAGUUGUACCAAGAAGCGUUGAUCAACGCCCUGGGAGAGUUCUCGGACCACCUGCCUGAUUUCCAGAAGAUAGACAUCAUGAUGUUCAUAGUGAAUAAGGUGCCGAGUAUACAGCGGGGAGCCAAGAGCACCAAGGCGGAUGCCAUGCUGCAGAGUAUACUGCUGAAGUCGCUGCUCAAGGUGGGCUCGACGUACCGCACGACGGAGCUGAGCCGCGCGUUCCCGGCCGCGUUCCUGGACGCGCUGCUGCGGCUCUCCAGGGCCGAGCCGGCCGCGCGCGGCCUGCUGCAGCGCCUGCUGCACACGCUGCUCGACCGCCGCCGCAACGCAGCGCUGCUGCACACGCCCACCGUGGACUACGCAGAGCUCGGUCUCACUGUGGAGAAGUGUUCACGACAAGAUUUAAUAUUCAUCAGCAAACAUGGCUACGCUAUAUUCAGCUCGCUGUACGAAGGUUUGCAGCUGGAAUCGAACACGUUAGAAAAUAUCGAAGCUAUAUACACGACUCUUGCGCUGCUGUGCAUUGAGGUCGGCUCGGAAGAGACCGUAUGUGAUAUAAUGCAACUCAUUUUGGCCAUCCAGCAGUCGUCGAUAUCGAACCCGGUGCUGACGGUGGCGCAGAAGUGCCAGCUGCAGGUCGUGGCCAUCUCUCUGGCUGCGUUGCUUCCGCACGUGUUACCCCUGCCUCUCGCACGUCUCCAAGAUUACAUCGAUAAGAUAAUCUGGUCUCGCCGUGAGGAGGCGCCGCACCUGCUGCCCCCGCUGCGCGCCGAGUACCCGCAGCUGGGCCCCGCCGCGCUGCCCGACAAGCUGCCCUACCUCAUGAUGGACCAGAUGGCGGUGGCGGAGUGCGUGGCGGCGAGCGGCGUGGAGGCGGGGCGGCUGCAGGCCGCGUCACCGUACGACGCCGGCGCCGCGCUCGCCGCGCACCGGCACAGCUGGCUCGACACAGGAGCAGUCCAGGGCCGCGACAGUCUGGCGGAGAUCGCAGCUGGAUCGGUGGCAGCUUCCGGCCCGCCGGAGUUGGACAGCGCGCACAGCUCGCCGGGCGCGCAGCGGCACGCGACGCAGGCGGAGAGCGUCAGCCUGGAGGCGCUGCGGCGCGCCGCCGGCGGACCCAGCGACGCCGAGCGGCGCGAGCUGCAGCGGCGCCGCGCCACGCUCAACAACGCCUUCCGCACCGCGCCCUUCACGCACCUCGUCGCCCUCACGCAGCCCAAGUAUGAAAUACAAGAGAAAUUGGAAGAAAUCUUCAACAGUAUAUCUGAGGAGCCGCUGCUGCCAAUGUCUGGUUCCUGCUCCCCCGCCGGCAACACCAAGUCCUAUCAGCAGAACGUGCCGCCCUACACCAAGUAUUUCCCAGAGCUGUUCCUCUAUUAGAUGGACGCAAGAAAGAAAAACAAUCUGUGAAUGGGAUAUUAUUAUUGUUAUACAUUUGUUAUUAAUUCUAAGCUAUUUUAAUAAUGCUUCCGUUGUAAUAAACAUUGCUCAUGCUUACGUAAGGGUAUAACGGUGGACAUAAACCAUUCAAAAUAUAGCACGCUGAUACAGAACAGUAUUAUCUGCCUUUACACGUACUCUCAUUCACGAGCGAAUCGUCUUUCACGCAGGAUAGAAUGUUAAUGUAAAUGUAGACAAAGAGAAC